This is a messenger RNA of Eupeodes corollae, 1633 nucleotides long. RefSeq names its product synaptonemal complex protein 4-like. The record is from RefSeq and is a predicted model, not a curated record. The transcript has 6 exons. Lineage: Eukaryota; Metazoa; Arthropoda; Insecta; Diptera; Syrphidae. Bases 23 to 1633 code for a protein of 536 amino acids.
UAAAGAUAAAUUUCUUUAAAAAAUGGCAGAAUUCGCUUUAAUUUCAAGUUUGCUUCGUGAAAAAUGUGAAGAAAACACCGAAUUACAAAAACUUUGCUCUCAAGUUUCAACUAAAUACUUGGAUUCUGCAAAAAUGGAAAUACGUGCCCAAAAUAAUCGUGAAGAGAAUAUAAUGCUGAAAUUGGACAUUGGAAAUCUAGAAUCCAUAUACCGAAUAGUAAAUGAAAGCAAUGAAGCCCUAACAGAGCUGGACUCACUUCUUAUGGAAUUUUACGAUGAGUAUCUUAAAUAUUCUUUUGAUAUCGACGAAUGUGAACUAGAAAAACUCGCAAGCUAUGAUGAAAUCAAACUUGAAUUGGAAACUCGAGACUCAAUUAACAAAUACCAGAGGCUUUAUGAACGUAAACUUAAAAUGGCCAAGAAAAUGGAUGAACGAAAUAUUGUUAAAAAAUACAGAGAAGCACAAGAAAAUCUUUCCCUAAUUAAAACUCAACGUCUUCAUUUAGAAGAAAAGGCUAAUAAAGCCAAGGAAUUCAAAGCAAGACGUCUAGAAGAGAGAAUUUUAAUAAUUCAGUUGGUUCAAGGCACGGUCGAGUUGGAAACUAUCCUAGCGCAAUUGUACCCACAAAAAUCACAAUCCCAGAUUAAGCUCUCUGGAAGUCAACGUCUAAGUCAAUUUGUUCGUUCGGAUAAACUGAAUAAACAAAGAGUUGGAUUAUCCUCAAGGUUACUGGUGAAUUUUAAAGAAUUCAAAGUUCCUACAGUUCCCCAAAUGACAAGAAUUCGAAAACUAAAUCAAAUAAAUGGCUUGAAUCGUCUUCUGCAACAGUCAGAAGUUAUUCGCAAGUCAAUGCAAACAGCUCCCAUAACUUUAUCUUGUGAAUUCGCUACUCCCAAACUAACUGGUAUUUUAAAAACUCCAGGUGAUCAUUCGAAUUCGACAGAAGGUUCACAGAAAUCAGUUUCCUUCGAUUUAAAUGUACAUAAUCCCGAUAAAGACGAGGUGAAUAAAAGCCUUGAAACUCAAGAUAUUCCUUACUCAGAAUUUGAGAAUGUCUCUGACAUGAGUGAGAGUUUGAAAGAAGAAAUUAAAACAAACCCCGAACAAAUUGAAAUAACAGAAAAUGUGUUAAUCAAACCAGCUGAUAAGAUGUCCAAGACCGAUCAACCCAAAGCGACCACAACCAUUAAAAGAAAGGCAGACAAGGAGAACAUGGAAAAACAUGGUCAAUCACCACCCACCAAAAUGAAGUUCUCUCCUUCUGAAGACUCAAUGAAUUUCGGUUCGAAGAGUUUUAUGGAAAUGUUUAUGGAAUUAUCCAAAGAUACACCAUCUCCUUCUGAAGAUGAAGUAUUUAAAAAACCAACCGAGAAAAAGACCAAGGAAACCAUAGAAAAAAAGAAAGGCACAAAUCCUAAAACAAAAGCAUCAAAAAAACAAUUUGAUGGUUUCGAAGAAUUUAUAUCACAAUUCGCUGGCGAAACGAGUGAUACAAAGGACGAAGAAGAUGAUGGAGAAGAGGAUCAACUUGAUAGGUCGGCUGAUAUGUCUUUUGACUUCUUUCAGAGUGAUGAACCGGGUCAGGGUAAUGAUGAUGGGGAUGGAUGUGGUAAUUUGUCAUUUGAAUUUUAG